Salarias fasciatus (jewelled blenny) is the source of this 840-nucleotide messenger RNA. RefSeq names its product carbonic anhydrase 4-like. The transcript has 8 exons. The record is from RefSeq and is a predicted model, not a curated record. Gene Ontology annotation, cellular component: plasma membrane. Bases 1 to 840 code for a protein of 279 amino acids. Gene Ontology annotation, molecular function: carbonate dehydratase activity; zinc ion binding. NCBI's taxonomy places the organism in Eukaryota, Metazoa, Chordata, Actinopteri, Blenniiformes, Blenniidae.
AUGUGCUCAGUUGAAUGGUGUUAUCAUUUGCCAACCUGCAAUUACACCACCUGGCCAAGAAUUGUUCCUGCAUUUUGCAGUGGCACCCGACAGUCUCCCAUCAACAUCAAGACCUCAGAGGCCACAGAAAACCCCCGCCUGAAACCUUUUACUUUUUAUGGCUUCAAUCGAAAAGAUGUCCUGACAAAAUUGGAAAACACUGGAAGGACGAUCAAAGUCACCAUUGCCAGCGGCGUCGGGGUGUCUGGAGGGGGUCUGGGUGAGCGUUACGACAGCCUGCAGUUCCACUUGCACUGGGGUAAUGGCACCAGAGUCCCCGGCUCCGAGCACACUCUGAAUGGAAAGCAGUUUCCCAUGGAGUUGCACAUUGUGAACAUCAAGUCAUCCCUGAAUGGGGACACAGAUGCAGCUGUCAGAGACCCAGCAGGACUGGCGGCGCUUGGUUUUUUCAUUGAGGCACUCCCCAAACCUGCAAGUGAAAUGCCAACAAGCUGGAAAUUACUGACCUGCUACUUGUCCCGUGUCAGAUGGGAAGGUCAGUCGGUUGACAUAAAACAGCCGAUUUCUCUGAAUUCUCUCCUCGGUGGAGUGUCUCUUACCGACUACUUCCGCUACAACGGCUCCCUGACCACCCCUGACUGUAAUGAAGCCGUGGUGUGGACCGUGUUCAAAGACCCAAUCAAAAUCAGUGCGGACUUGAUUAACCUCUUCAGCACAACGGUGCACAUCGGCUCCUGCCCCUCGCCCUUAAUGGUCAAUGUGUUCAGGGGAGUCCAGCGACUGCUGCCAGUCCAGAGGUCACCCGGAGGCAGCCAUCCAAUGUGUCAUGGAUACAAGUGA